UGCGUUGCAAAGCGAUAUGACACGGCGCAACAUCAUUGCGGACUCCGACGAAGAUGACAACGAUGGUGUUUCCACUCCGGAGCAAAGUCCCUUAAAAGGCAUCGGCGCCACGUCCGCGCGGUCGCCACCUGAACCUUGCCUAACGCCACUAGAAGUGAGCGCUGCUUCGACAGAUGGAGUUCUCUUUCAGUCAGACCUUCGCCGUCAACAUCUUCCAUCCGGAUCGCACCCGGGGGGUGGCUCAAGUUCAGUCUCUGUGCAUGCUAAUCAGCCGAAACAGGUGGCAGCGACUGGAAACAUAUCCUCGCUGACUUCCAUUACCGACCCCGUCGACAAUUCCAGACAUGCAAAGAAGGGCAACAUCAAUUCGGCAUCGGACGACUUGACGCAAGUGACGACUCCCGGACGAACUACCCACACCGCGAUGAGGAACAUCUGGGACGUACCGAGUAGUCCGGACCUCGAAGCGUCCGAAAUACGUGUCAAUAAAAGAAGGCGUCUUUCGCUAGAAAUGCCACAAGAUGGAAUCGAGACAGCAAAGAAAAGGCACAGAAAGAACGACCUCUAUUUAACCGUUGAGGUCCAGUCUCCGGAACAGACACCAGCACAAGACGUCUUAGUCUUAACAAGAGUUGAGCGACCCUCCCCUCCUCGUCCUGGCAAACGGAGAAAGAUGGAGCGGGAGGAAACGACAUCACAAUCCGGUUACGGCUCAACUUCCAUUGAGGCUGGUGGCCUAGACAACAAUGCUGUUGAGUCGUAUAACACUACAGUUCCCAAUAUGGACCAGGAGGCAACCCAACCGAAUAUAGAUCGGUCAAUCUCGCUCUACGUUGAGCCGCACACCUUAACAGCAAGCCAGAGAAUUCUCUACCAGUCACUCCACCCAUCUCCGGACGAUCAAGGUCCUAUUCCUCCCUUUGAUACUCCAAACUACCACAUAGGCACCCGAUCGAGUGGAAUGACGACAGUUGCCUACACUACACCCAGCCAGUUCAAGAGUCCUACUUGCGCCAAGAUGCCGGAGCGCAGGGAACUGGCCACUUCACCGCGGUCCCCAAUACGCGAAAGGAGACGAAGCUCCCAGAACCGGUCUUCUCCCGACGCGAUCACUCUGGCCGAAGAGCGGACAACGGAAUCCACAACAGUAGAUACCGAGUGUCAUGGUCCGGACGGCAUGGACUUACCUCGCGAGCAUUAUUCACCUCGACUAACUCGGCGCAGGGGACGCCGUGCGCCUCAUCACGAAGCAUACCUGGAUCACUCGGAGCCGGAGUGCGCUCCAACUGCCGCCAGGAUGGGGGAUUCUAGAGAAGCCCCCCGGGCGUUGUUUGAUCCAGGCCCGGACAGCAUUCCACCGGGCAAAAGACAGAGCCGUUCGCGGAAGGCAGAAGAAGCACCGAAAGUCCCAACCGACGUUGGAGGCGAUCAUGAUCCAGGAAAAACGCACAGCGAAGAUGGUGGGAACGCAAUCGACGCAGGCGUGCCACUUGCUCCACAAACAGAGAAGAAAGGCAGAAAGAAACGUGGUAGACCAAGGAAAGUGGCCAAGGUUGCUAAGGCUAGCAGCCUGCGAAACAUUGACGACGCGCAAAAGGGGGUUGUCCCUGUAGAUGAAUGGGGUGAUCAACCUGUGCAGGAUGCAGUUGGCUUGCAGAAAGCUGAGGAAGCACAGAUGGAAGACAUUUCCCCAACAAGAAAAACGAGCGAGGAGAGUGUGGAUGGGCAGGAAACGGUCGCCGCCCACGACCCAGCGGAUGCCCUUCCCACUCACGCGCCGAAGGACUUCCAAGUAGCAACCAACAGCCAACCAGCCGUUGGUGCUGCCCCCAGCGACAUGGAUAUGCCAGAGGAUGCAGAAAGCGGACAACUUGUAAAGCACGCGGGGGCUGGUGAUGUAGCAGCAGAAAAGGCUGACAACCCAAGUCGAGACUUGUCCCGGACAAGCAGUCCGGUCUGGCAAUCAGGGAAGCCGUUGUACCGAGUCGGUCUCAGCAAGCGGUCACGGAUCGCGCCGCUCUUAAAGUCGCUGCGGAAGACCUAAUAGGGAAGAGGUCAAGACUGGGCUUGCGCAAUCGAGAGGAGCUAGUGAUAUGCAGUAGUUAUAACACGAGGGCCUUGCGGCCCGCUGCCUGGUCUGCCUGGUUGUAAACUGAGAAGGCCAACCACAGGAGGUGGAGUCUUUGGUGUAAAUACGAAGCAAGCUAGUAGAUGGUCGUUUGCUGUCUCCACUGACGCAUAUCUCGGAUGUUUUUGCUGGGUAAGGCGACUUGCAUGCAUGCCGCAAUGGAUAUGAAUGAUCGUCAGUUCGUUCGGUUGAACUGGUAGCGGGGACACCCCUCCCCACUGCAGGCGUUCGCACCCAUCCGGCAUGUUUAUAAUUGGUGGAUGGUUCUUUCAGGCGCUUGAGGGAUGGUUGAAAUAGGAGGUAGCGGUUGCAGAACCACAGCCAGAGAGGAUGGUGGGUAGAGAAGACCAUCACCAACCUCACUGUCUGGAUUUCUGGCGUAACAGCUACGCAGGUUGGCCCUCUUUAUGGA
Molecule: messenger RNA, 2540 nt
Organism: Sodiomyces alkalinus F11
Lineage: Eukaryota; Fungi; Ascomycota; Sordariomycetes; Glomerellales; Plectosphaerellaceae
Exons: 1
Coding region: 17-2044 (675 amino acids)
Source: RefSeq, a predicted model, not a curated record